Molecule: messenger RNA, 726 nt
Organism: Helobdella robusta
Lineage: Eukaryota; Metazoa; Annelida; Clitellata; Rhynchobdellida; Glossiphoniidae
Exons: 1
Coding region: 1-726 (241 amino acids)
Source: RefSeq, a predicted model, not a curated record
AUGGACCAAAUAAUGCUGAAAAAACCGUCCGUAAUUCCGCAGCAAAGUGGCACAUUAGGUUACACUCAAUCAGUUUUUCAGUUAAAUAAUCAACAUCGAGAUAGUUUGUUAUCGGAGGGAUCUUUGCCUUUUUCAAAACUUUAUAGGCGUCGAAAGAACAAAAGUCCCGACAAUGCUCCUCUGUCUUCCUUAGUUAUCUAUCGAACUGCUGACGAAAAAAAAUCGAAAAAUUUCGAAAGAGAUAGGGUAAAAGAAUGUAAUAUUAACGGUGGUUCUGUAUUGCAGAAAAGUAACGAUGAUUCCAAACGUUAUAAUUCCGGAGAGCAAUGUCGCAUCAUUGAAAAAAAGCGAGGGAAACACCAAUGCAAAGAUAAUGUCACCGGACAACGUGGUUUUCAAACCAAAGAUAAAAAAAUUGAAGAAGCUUGUGUUGUAGACAAGUCAAAAAAUGUCUCUUUCCAAAAUGGUAAAGAAUGUAAAAAAUGCAAACCAAAAUUUAAACCUAUUCGGUUUUCAAUGGCUAAAUUGUUUGAACCAACAGUUGUCGAAGAUGACGGUGUAUGCGAGGGAAUUGCUGAAAUAACAAUUAACAAUGCUGACAGAAGAAUUGAAGCUGAGUUUUUGGGCACAAAAAGUAGAAUUUUUAGAGCCCAAUCAAAAAUGACUGAUAUGCUACGAGACAAAUUUUCACGCUGGAUUUAUUUGCCCGAAAAUUGUAAACAUUGA